This is a messenger RNA of Arctia plantaginis, 3399 nucleotides long. The record is from the annotation of a GenBank genome assembly. NCBI's taxonomy places the organism in Eukaryota, Metazoa, Arthropoda, Insecta, Lepidoptera, Erebidae.
AUGGUCACACGCAACUUCAUAGCGGCUCUUUUCGUCAUCGUGGUGGCAUUUCGUGUCGCUAAGCUUGAACCUGUAGAUAUCAUACUUGGCAGACGCAAUGUCAUAAUUCCACAGAAUGGUCACGUCAAAGUGAAGCGCUUUAAGCCUGAAGAAUUUGAACAACUGAAAAUGAACAUCCCCGAUCUGGUGGAACUGGUUGCAAAAGUGCAAGGUCGUCCACCGCCACCAGGCCAAUCAAUGCCACCACCACGCCAUUCUUUACCGCCAGACCCUUACCAGCCGGCUCCACAAUACCAACCACAUUAUCCUAGUCCCUCAUAUCGACAUCAUCCCCAACAUCAAGUUCCAAACUUUUCAGAAGCUCACCUAAUAAGAAAUUAUCGGAACCAACCACCAAUAAAUCCACAUUUUUCAGAGUUCCCUAAACAGGAAAAUCAUUCUGAACAAAUGUUACUACGGCAAUAUCAUCCCUUACCAUACUAUGAAUACACACAACCAAUCAACCGCCCGGAGGAAGCAGUUCGGGGCGGCACUCAGUACUAUCCAUCGGUACAUACACCGAACCAUAGUCACACCAGACCACAAGUAGCAAGAACAGAGAAUAACUUCCCUAAAAUUGCGCAUACUAGAGAACCUGACUUACAAACUAAAACUAUCAAUGGAAUUCACACAUACAAAGAAGAUAUUCCAAGAAGGCAAUCACCAACUUUCCAUCUCACCGACAGACGGAUACACAAAGAUAAAAAAAAUAAUCUUUCAACUAAAGAAAGCAACAAUCAUCAAGAGUAUAUCGCAUUUCAUGGAAACCAUUACGAGUUACCACCACACAUAUCCACGUGGUUACAUGACCACGAAAUUCUAGAACACAUUCAAUCUGAGAAGCCAGCUUCACGGAGUAAAACACGUUCUAAGAAUCCAUCGCCUUCCCACGGACCACGGCAGACAUUUGUCUAUAGAGACACACCAACCCAUAUGAGUAGAAGCACUAUACUUGAACUUACAGAAGCACCAAAGCUGGACAAAGCAUCUAUAUUGAUGAGGAAAAAAGUAACUCCUCACCUCACAACAAUGUUUAAGGACGAUAAUAUUACUUCAUAUCUCAAAUAUACAGUAAAAAAGAAUGGAGUUACUUCUCAGCCUACGUCCCUAUCCGUCCGUCCAUACGGGGAAAAUAUUGAAACUUUACGUUCUACAACAACAUUAAAGGAACAUGAAAUAAAUGCACACCCUGCAGGAACUACAACGGCUGAUGUAAAGAAUAAUGCAAUUGAGUAUCAUAGUACCUUAGCAUCAAAACAAGAUGUAUUGAUUCCAAGCACCUCAUCGGUAGUGUCAAAGAAUUUAAAGGAAGUCUAUACCACGCCGCACUCAGAAUUAACCACUAUGAAUUUAAACUUCCUUUCACACUUAGGAGAUAUCUUGGAAUCAAAAUCCAAAACACCGAAAUCAGACGAUCAAAGAACAGAUGCACAUACACAUUUAUCAUACAUACAAGAUGCAGCAGUUAAAUCUCAGAAAAUAUAUACAGACAUAAAAACGAAUGCUCCGGUGCUAAUCGAUAAUAAGAAAACACUUAUACUAGAUACGACAAGAAACAUUGAGACAUUUUCUCCUGAACAUGAUACAGUACCCGUACCAAAAGAUGCGCCAGAAGAAUUUAUAACAACGCAACCACAAAUUUCACAACAGAAAACAAACGUCCAAAUUAUAUCUUCACCCAAACAUGACAAGACAACAAACUCUCAAGAAACGCUUUCUUCUAUGGAAACGGUUGUACCUGUAUCAAUUACAUCAGAAGGAUUUCGAAUAAGAGAGCUAAAAACGGUCAUCCCACCUAUAUCUUCCACUGAGCAUGAGAUAGCGGCCAAUACUCAAGAAAAAUAUACUAGUUCCGAACUAGAUACAACAGAUAAACUUACAGAAAAUAUAAAAGAACCACGUGUGGAAGACUCAACAACUGUCAUCCUGACAUCAUCUUUCUUUGAAAAUAAUAUAGCAGCCAAUACUUCUCAAAUAUAUAAUCCAGAAAUAUUAUAUGCACAAGAUCUCCAUACCGAUGUUCCAGUUACUAUGUCUCCUGAACGUGGCAGAAAUUCAAAGAUUAAAAAAAUCGUCACAGCUUCAAAUGUCGAAGAAAGCGUCACCCAUAUUGUAAUGAAUGCGAGCGCACAAGAUAUACGAACAGAACCGCUUGUAAGAGAUUCAACAACAGCUACAUCCGAUUCCCGUGAGAUGUAUACCCAUGUGUCAACGGAUGCGCCUACACUGGAAUCGUAUACGAGAGACCCAGCAACAGAUAUUCCGGUUACAACUUCACUGGAAAACGAUACAAAACUAAAUACUGAAGAAAUAUCAAUAGAUGUAACUAUAACCACAACAACUUCUCCUGAACAUGAUACAACCACUGAAGCUCAAGAUAUUGUCGCCCUCACAAUAACAGACGAAUCUGGAUUAGAUAUAACAACAACAGAUGUUCCAACUUUCUUCAAAAAAAGCAAGACAGAAGACAUCAAAGAUAUAUUAUUUAAUGAAUAUGAUAGAACAACACCAUUUCGAAUAUAUGCAGCCAAAAGAUCGGAUGGACAAGCUAUAAAUUCGGCAACGGAAUCACAUCCACAAGACUCAGUAACAGAUGCUCCAACUAAAGAUGAUAUAAAUAUAAACAAUCUUGAAAGAAAUGCCAAUGUAUCAGCUAAUUCGCCUGCAUCAUUAAAUAGAUCGACAAAAACACUUGCAAAUAAUACAACAACUAACCCUGAAGAAAGAAAUUCUCAAACAGAAGUUAGCACAUUUUUAUUUAUGACGUCCACGGAAUCAGCGGAAUCAACGAAAUUGGAGGCAAGAACAAACUCGCAGAACAGAAAUUAUUCAACGUCCAUGAAUACACUAGUACUAAGUACAAUAGCAGAACCAUAUUCACGGGACAUAACUAUAAAUACAUCCAACAUUGGUCAUGUUGCUACGGAUGAAUACGUACUAAAUGAAACACGAGAGCUACAUAUACAUAACUCUCAAACGAAUACUCCACCGACAUCUCCUGAAAAUGAUGCCACAACUGAAACUGAAGACUUAUCUACGACAACGGAAUCACCCCAUGAAAGCACUGAAAGGGUCACAAUGCCGUUGUCUAUCAAGUCAUCUACAGAAAUGUCGCCGGCCUCACUAGUGACACCACAGAGUUCAACAGUGUUGACGCCGUCGCCGUCCCCAUCACCUCAAAACAAAACCACUGAAAUAGAUGUUGGUGCAGCACCAAAAAGACGUACUUGUUCAAGGAAAAAAGCUUGCGGAGGCACCGGCAAAUCAGCAGCGACGGGCAAGCGCCGGCGCAGACGUAGGCGGCGCACCACCCGCGCGCCUCAGAUCUCGUACCCUACUCCUGCACCAGGCAACACAUAA